This is a messenger RNA of Linum tenue, 302 nucleotides long. NCBI's taxonomy places the organism in Eukaryota, Viridiplantae, Streptophyta, Magnoliopsida, Malpighiales, Linaceae. The record is from the annotation of a GenBank genome assembly.
UCAGUUGAUGUAGGUAGACAAUGCAAGUAGUAAAAAUGUUUGAUUUAGAAUACACUGUGUCGAAGAGAACGCUAGAGCGAAACAGAAGAUAGAGAGUGAAAUCGGAUAAAAAAUGAGAGAGAAAGAGUCCAUUUCCUUGUCAUCCUCUCAUACUGCCAACAAUGUCCAACAACAAACCAUUUCAAUGGCAAAGGUGCAGGAUUUCUAGGCAAAAAAAAAAAAAAAAACACGGAGAUCAAUUCUGGCAUCUGUACCCUUUCCGAAUGACCAGCAUAGCCAGUGAAGGAGCCAGCUCAGACCUC